Drosophila nasuta is the source of this 1599-nucleotide messenger RNA. RefSeq lists its product as uncharacterized. NCBI's taxonomy places the organism in Eukaryota, Metazoa, Arthropoda, Insecta, Diptera, Drosophilidae. The transcript is spliced from 3 exons. The coding region runs from base 111 to 1460 and encodes 449 amino acids. The record is from RefSeq and is a predicted model, not a curated record.
AAAUAAAUCUCUUAAAUUCAUGGAACUAAACUUCAAUUCAGUAAAUAAAUUUUCAAAAAAAAGAACACAAUUAACACAUUAAGAAAAAUACUAAAAAAAUAACACACAAAAUGGAGGAGGUAGAGCAGGAGGAGGAAGAUCUUAUGCUUGAGACGGAGACAGAAUCAGAUCUAUCGCUGUCGAAUAAAGAUAUCAAUUAUGAAGAUUAUGGCAUUACAUUUCCAUUGCCACCGCAUACCGAUGAAUCGAUAUGUCGCGAUGAGUUUCUCCAACGGCUUUUCGUCAAUUGUCCUUUAGAUGAGAGAUAUUCAAAGAGUCUCACAAGGCAAAGCAAACGAUCGAUGUCAUAUCGAUCGCGUUCCACAAUUGGCCGAGGUGGCAACAUGGAGGCAUUUGCUCUAAUGCGCCUAAGGGCUGCAGCUCCUAUUGCAACAUCAGACGAUGAGAGUGUCAAGAGCGACAAAAGACUCGAGACGAGAAAAAUGAUGAGCAGCCAAGAGAGAAGGGUCAUCUAUAAGUUUAUUCUGUUGCGAUUUCAACGUGCUGCCGUUGAGUAUUUGUCGGUUCGUUUGAAGAAACGCUUGGAGAUAAUCGCGAAUGUUUGGACAGCUGACACAACCGAAAUACCCUACAAUCUCUUUAGGUGGUCGGAAAGUUUCUUUUUGCACCGCACCACGGUUAAUCAUCUGUAUUUGGAUGUGUUAACCAUGGAGAAUGAUAUCACCGAACUCAAUUGCAGUAAGUUUGCCACUGAUGUGAGUGAGAUCAUCGGCAUACUGGAUGUGAUCAGGGAGGAUGUGCGCGAAGAUCGAGAUUACUGCAAAAGCUCCUUGAAAUUGAUGGAGGACAUGAACUUUGAAGUGCAUGCCACGUGGAUAAAAGAGCUUGAGAUGCUUCGCGGGGAGAAGGAACGAUAUGAAAGAGACUCGAUAGUUCGGCCUCGCAGUGAUUCGCAGACACAUGUCAGCCUGCGCUUCGCCCCUGACGAUCUAUCCGAAGCUUUAUUGCCCAUCGAGAGACGAUAUCGCCUCAAUUGGCUACGCAGCGCUGGAGAUCAGCAUUUGAUGCGCAUACAGGGCAAAGAGAAGGCGCUGCAAGAUGAACUCGAUAAUCUGAAGCUGUUGAUCAGGGAGAAUGGCACAGCUUGUGAUUCACGAGAGUUUGUUUACCAGCUGGAGAUUGAGAAGUAUCGCGUUGCGAUUGCUACUUGGGAGGAGAAACUUGAGAUUGGUAUGGAACAAUUGGAGUUGAAGGGGAACAUAACACGAAAUCUAUUGGGAAAGGCCAAGGAUGAUCUAAAGUUCUAUAGGGAACGUGUGGAAAUGUUUAAGCAAAGAGUGGCCGAAGUGUUGCUGCUCGAAGAGACGGAGGAGGAGGAAGAAAGGAAUGGAUUGCGAAAAGGUUACUCCGUUAAGCUGGCUUCUCCGCCAAAGAAGAGGAAUUCGAAAAAGAAGAAGUAGCAUCGUAUUUACAACUCAUAAAUUGUCCGUAUUACGUAUACCAACACACAGAGGUUGGCAACACAGUUCUGAUGAGUGUGCUGUCAGUCAGAACUGUGUUGGCAACCGAAACAAACCAAUAAACCAAUAAUGGAACUUA